This is a messenger RNA of Marmota flaviventris (yellow-bellied marmot), 649 nucleotides long. Lineage: Eukaryota; Metazoa; Chordata; Mammalia; Rodentia; Sciuridae. The record is from RefSeq and is a predicted model, not a curated record.
GUCUGCAACAAUUUUCCUGCUCUCAUUGAUUAUUUCCCAGGGAGUCAUAAAACAUUUCUCAAGAAUUCUUCUGAUGUAAAACAGCAUUUUUUGAAGAAAAUAAAGGAACACCAAGAAUCCCUAGAUAUGAACAAUCCUCGGGACUUCAUCGACUACUUCCUGAUUAAAAUGGAAGAGGAAAAGGGCAAUUCACAGACUGAGUUUACCACUGAAGCCUUAAUAAACACUGUGAAAGAUCUUUUUGGAGCUGGGACAGAGACCAUAACCUCCACUCUGAGAUAUGGACUCCUGCUCCUGAUGAAGCACCCAGAGGUCACAGCUAAAGUACAAGAAGAGAUUGACCAUGUGAUUGGCAGACACCGCAGCCCCUGCAUGCAGGACAAGAGCAGUAUGCCCUACACAGAAGCUGUCCUGCAUGAAAUCCAGAGAUACAUUGACCUCAUUCCAACCAAUCUUCCCCAUGCAGUGACCUGUGACAUUAAAUUCAGGAACUACUUCAUUCCCAAGGGCACAACCAUAAUAACAUCAUUGACAUCUGUGCUGCAUGACAGUAAAGAAUUCCCCAACCCAAAGAAGUUUGACCCUGGCCAUUUCCUGGAUGAGAGUGGCAAAUUCAAGAAGAGUGACUACUUCAUGCCUUUCUCAACAG